Molecule: messenger RNA, 2335 nt
Organism: Podarcis muralis (Common wall lizard)
Lineage: Eukaryota; Metazoa; Chordata; Lepidosauria; Squamata; Lacertidae
Biological process (GO): protein homooligomerization
Cellular component (GO): membrane
Source: RefSeq, a predicted model, not a curated record
UCUCCCAAGAAAAACAACUGUUCUUCUUAGGCGUUCAGCACGCCCCACCUACUGCUACUUCUUUUGAGAGACGCAUAGAUUUCCGGGCACACAGAGAGACCAGACGUAUAAAAGAAGAGGGUCUUUAAAAAGCUCGUCCAAACAGUCCAAAUAAGGGCUGUGCCUCUACUGCUGUCAACAUUCAAUAGGUCCUGGAAGGUCCUUGUCAGGCUGUUGUGAAUAGCCAUUAUGGGGAAGUACUUGGUGGCCUGCGCGAUAGCAAUUCUCUUUAUUCUUCUGCAGACUGAUGUCAUUGUCUCUGUUUCGGGAAAAAGCUCGUCCAGUAGAAGUAGUAGAAAGCCUAGCAAGCCUUCACAUCGACCUAGCAAGCCUGUGGAACAUCAUCGACCUAGCAAACCUGUGGAACAUCGACCUAGCAAACCUGUGGAACAUCGACCUAGCAAACCUGUACAUCGACCUGGCAGACCUAUACAACAUCAGCCUAGCAAACCUGUACACAACCAACCUGUACACAAUCCUGCUGCCCCACAACACCCCCCAGUAAAUCCUGGUAAGCCCCCAAGCAAUCCUGGCAACCCUCCUCCAUUUAACCCUGCAUACCCACCACAAAACCCUGCUGUUCCCCCACGCAAUCCUGGCAACCCUCCUCCACAAAAUCCUGCAUACCCACCACAAAACCCUGGUAACCCUGUCCAUCCACCACAAAACCCUGCUUACCCUCCACAAAACCCUGGUAACCCUGUCCAUCCACCACAAAACCCAGGUUACCCUCCACAAAACCCUGGUAACCCCCCACGCAAUCCUGGCAACCCUCCUCCACAAAACCCUGCCUAUCCACCACAAAACCCUGGUAACCCUGCCUAUCCACCACAAAACCCUGGUAACCCUGCCUAUCCACCACAAAACCCUGGUAAUCCUGUCUAUCCACCACAAAACCCUGGUAAUCCUGUCUAUCCACCACAAAACCCAGGUUACCCUCCCCACAAUCCUGGCAACCCACACAAUCCUGGUUAUCCACCACAAAACCCUGGUAACCCUGUCUAUCCACCACAAAACCCACACAAUCCUGGUUAUCCACCACAAAACCCAGGUUACCCUCCCCACAAUCCUGGCAACCCACACAAUCCUGGUUAUCCACCACAAAACCCAGGUUACCCUCCCCACAAUCCUGGCAACCCACACAACCCUGGCUAUCCACAACAAAAUCCUGGCUUUCCACAAAACCCUGGUUACCCUAGGUAUGGAGAAGGAGGCAGCUGGGGCAAAUAUGACAGUAAGCCAUGGAAGCCUAAGCCACCCAAGCCCAGUAUGAAACAUAUGGCAGGAUCAGCUCUGGCGGGAGCUGCAGCAGGAGCCGUGGGGGGCUACCUCUUAGGCCGUGCCAUGUCCAAUGUCAAUUUUCACUUUAACAACCGUGAUGACGAGCGGUGGUGGUAUGAAAACCGCAACCGUUACUCCGACCAGGUUUACUACCCACAGUACAACCAGCCUGUCCCGCAGGAUAUCUUUGUGAGAGAUUGCACAAAUAUCACUGUGAGCGAGUAUACGGAGCCCAGCGGAAACCAAACGGCAGAUGAGAUGGAAACCAGGGUUGUGACGCACGUGGUGCGCGAAAUGUGCAUAGAGCAGUAUCGCACCUACUCUAGCCAUGCAGGAGGCGACUUCAGACGUCCCGGGAGUAGGCCAGAGGGGCCUAUGCCGGCCAAGCCGGAAGUGAAGCCUGUGGCGGAAGAAGCGAUAACAGGCGUUGUGGCGAAAGACCGAUUGGGCAGCUCCAUGUCUAACAUGCACCUGCAUUUCAAUGACAGCGAUGAGGAGCGAUGGUGGAGCGAAAACCACGAUCGUUUUACCAGUCCCGUUUUCUACCCAAACUACAGCCACCCUGUUACGAAGGAUGUCUUUGCGAGCAAUUGUGAGAAUGCCACCACAAACUAUUACAUAAAGCCCACCGGAAACCAAACGGCAGAUGAGGUGGAAGCCAGGGUGGUGACGCAAGUGGCGCGGGAGAUGUGCAGGGAGCUGUUCAGUGAUUUCAUCCAUCACAUGGAAAGAAGCAGAUAUGAUCAGAAGCCAGAAGUGCCGAUGCCAACCAAACUCUGGCUGAAGCAUGUUCCAGAAGCAGCUAACAUCGCCCCUGGCAGUGCCCCUGGCAGUGCCACGUCUCGCAUGUGUGACAACACUUUUGCCAAGUCUUCUGUGCUUUUGAUUAUGGUCACUUCUUUCCUGAUACCUUGAGGUUGGGCAGCCUCCUUAAGCUGCCAUUUUGUCGCUGAGACAGGAAAUGUCCAGAAGGAAAGAGAUGUGUUUAUAUAAAGGAAAUGUUUUGUGGAGAGUG